Messenger RNA from Penicillium waksmanii, 1773 nucleotides. RefSeq lists its product as uncharacterized. The transcript is spliced from 5 exons. Gene Ontology annotation, molecular function: ATP binding; ATP hydrolysis activity; microtubule binding. The coding region runs from base 1 to 1773 and encodes 590 amino acids. Gene Ontology annotation, biological process: microtubule-based movement. The record is from RefSeq and is a predicted model, not a curated record. Lineage: Eukaryota; Fungi; Ascomycota; Eurotiomycetes; Eurotiales; Aspergillaceae. Gene Ontology annotation, cellular component: kinesin complex; centrosome; spindle.
AUGGAAAACUUCCUCCUUGACAAUGCCCAACGCCACCAAGGCCUCGUUAAGCGGUUCGUGCCCCCGCCAGCGAAACAGAAUGCGGGGCAUAAGCCUGAGCCGCCCGCAAGGGAUCUCAUCAUCGCGACGCGUAUCCGCCCGAUAUUGGAAGAUGAAGCCUCGUCUGGACAUGCCCCCUGCUGUAUUUACUCGGAAGACCGAUACGGGCGUUGUGGAUCUCCACGAGUUGAAGAGGGUCGUUCGGGGGUUGCCGACGUUGAAUUCAUCAUGCUUUCGACCUGGAACGGUCCACUUCUGCCCUGGGUGUGGGACGGCAAUGUGGGAACACUCUUCGCCUACGGACAAACAGGGUCUGGCAAGACAUUCAGCAUUAGCCGAUUGGAGCGACUUGUUGCACGCAAUCUAUUCGAUGGGUCCCUAUAUGGAGAGAGAAAGGUCUACGUCUCCAUCUUCGAGCUGGCAGGAAACACUGCACGGGACCUCCUCCUUGCCAGCCAGAGCGCCGGCGCCGGUUCUGCACCACCGAUACAAUUACUCGAGGACUCUUUCGGCGACGUGCAGCUAACAAAUGCAUUCGAACCAGAAGUUACCUUCGCCGGUGAACUUCUCCAGCUAAUCGAACAGACCGCUGCACUUCGCAAAACAGCAUCAACAGAGAAAAACAAUGGGUCCUCGCGCAGUCAUGCCGUGUGCCGCCUUCGAAUAGUGAACCCCUCGUCCGAUGUUUUGGAAGAUGGAUAUCUGUAUCUCAUCGAUCUGGCCGGGUCCGAGGCAGCCCGCGAUAUCGCAGAGCACGGGGCCGACCGGAUGAAAGAGACCCGUGAAAUCAACAUCAGUUUGUCCAUUCUCAAAGACUGUAUUCGGAGUAUCACCGAUGCGAAUUCCUCCAAGUCAUCGAAGAAGCCUUAUGUUCCUUUUCGCCAAAGUACACUGACAAAGACUCUUAAGCACGUGUUUGAUCCAUUUGGAGGCCGGAAAUGCAAGACCGCCGUUCUGGCUUGCGUCAAUCCCAGUUUCUUAGAUACUGGUGCAACGAAGAAUACUCUUCGCUACGCGGAGAUGCUCUCAGCUGUACCACCAACUAAUAAAUCUCCCGGGUAUAACCCGAAUGUCCCAAUGACAUGGACGAAUAAAGAUGUCCGCCAUUACAUCGUAACCAAGUCUGGUAAUCCCUCCAUAGCACCAUACGAGCUAGCCCCAAGGGAAACUGGAGCCCAAUUCCUCCGCCUGCCAAUUGAGGACUUUGUACAGAGGUCCCUGCAAACACCCGGUGUAACCGGGGAGCAGGCCAAUGCCUUCCAUCUUAAACUGUGGACAUUACAUCUCGAUUCUCAGCGGAAGCAAUCUACCAAGACUAGCAACAAACAGGGCGCAAAGUCGGAUCCACAGGACCCUCUUUCGUCAAGCCUGUCAAGUCGGGACCCAUCAAAGAAAACAGGAAUCCUAUUCACCGAUCGAAUUCGUCCGGGUAUGGCAGUACUAUGGAAUCCACCUGCAUACUUUCCCUACCGCCAUGAAGAACAGAAUAUGGUGGUUGUACUUUGCCCUUUGCAUGCCGCUAGCGAGAACGUGAAUGACGUUAUGGGUCAUAAAGUCCAGCCUUUUCAGAAUCUAGAGAGUAAGUUUCUUUGCGCGUUGGCUUUACCCGGUCCGAUGGGCCAGUCUUAUGAAGUGCAUUUGUGGCGGCAGGCUGUAGUGCCAGUGCAGCAGAUGCUGUCCGAAGUUGUGCUGGAGUACGAUCCUGCGACGAGGUAUUAUUAUGUUAGUGCCUAG